Cryphonectria parasitica EP155 is the source of this 1243-nucleotide messenger RNA. RefSeq names its product TGF-beta-inducible nuclear protein 1. Gene Ontology annotation, biological process: maturation of 5.8S rRNA; maturation of LSU-rRNA. The coding region runs from base 100 to 885 and encodes 261 amino acids. Gene Ontology annotation, cellular component: preribosome, large subunit precursor; nucleolus. Lineage: Eukaryota; Fungi; Ascomycota; Sordariomycetes; Diaporthales; Cryphonectriaceae. The transcript has 4 exons. The record is from RefSeq and is a predicted model, not a curated record.
CACGACGGCCACUCUCCCCCUGCCAUCCAACUUCGUCCAGGCUCCAGCAUUCAUACUCAAAUCUGAUCCAAGUCCCCUUCGAGGGCGUCACACGUCAAGAUGCCUCAGAAUGAGUAUAUGGAGCGGCACACCAAGCUGCAUGGUCGCCGCCUGGACCAUGAAGAGCGCACCCGCAAGCGCGCCGCCCGCGAGGGCCACGAGGCGUCCGAGAAAGCCCAGAACCUCCGCGGCCUGCGCGCCAAGCUGCACGCUCAGAAGCGACACAAGGAGAAGAUCCAGAUGCGCAAGCAGAUCAAGGCCCACGAGGAGCGCAACGUCAAGUCCGCCGCCCCAGACAACGACCCUGCCAACCCCGUCCCCGCCUAUCUGCUCGACCGGAACAAUCCCACCUCUGCCAAGGCGCUGAGCUCGUCUAUCAAGAACAAGCGGUCCGAGAAGGCUGCGCGAUUUGCGGUGCCGUUGCCCAAGGUGCGCGGUAUUUCUGAGGAGGAGAUGUUCAAGGUUGUGAGCACGGGAAAGAAGACGCAGAAGAAGGGCUGGAAGCGCAUGGUGACGAAGCCGACUUUUGUUGGACCCGACUUCACGCGGAGGCCAGUCAAGUACGAGCGCUUCAUCCGGCCUAUGGGUUUGAGAUACAAGAAGGCGAACGUAACCCAUCCCGAGCUUGGAGUCACGGUGCAGCUGCCUAUCAUCUCCGUCAAGAAGAACCCCCAAAACCCUCUUUACACACAACUUGGUGUCCUGAGCAAGGGCACCGUUCUGGAGGUUAAUGUGUCCGAGCUGGGUCUCACGACCACGUCAGGAAAGGUCGUGUGGGGAAGGUACGCCCAGGUCACCAACAACCCCGAAAACGAUGGGUGCGUCAACGCCGUUCUCCUCGUCUAAUACCCUAUCUACUACUAUCCUCGAGGUUGGAGAGCAGCGAAGACAAGAAAGAAGAGUGCAUCACUGGGCGUUUGGAGUUUGCAGAUCCAGAACUCAUAAAAUUAGGGCCUGGAAGAAAUGGAAAUACUUGUCAAUUCAACUGUUAUGUUUUUGCCUAGGCCCAGUAUCUAGACUUGUCACAUCCAGCCACCACUUUUGCAUCGGCCUAUUGCCGGCCCACUCUGCCGUCUUGCCGAUCCUGAUACUUCUAGCCAGCCUUGUCAUUGGCAAUCACUUCAACGGAUACAGCCUCGCUACUCGUCUCCUCAGACGCGCCCACAUCAUUCUCUGGCGCGGGUUCCAAAGCCUUUUUCUGUCU